Molecule: messenger RNA, 943 nt
Organism: Gadus morhua (Atlantic cod)
Lineage: Eukaryota; Metazoa; Chordata; Actinopteri; Gadiformes; Gadidae
Product: pentraxin fusion protein
Exons: 4
Coding region: 152-880 (242 amino acids)
Source: RefSeq, a predicted model, not a curated record
AAAAGAAAGAAAAAGGAUAACCUGGCAGAAAGACUUUAGCUCUACAUCUCGCAGUCCUUUGAACUGCAAUAUUUGUCUUUCCAUUUGUGUUGCAAAAACAACACAAAGGUUGUUUGCAUUGACACACGCUCACACGCACGCACAGACACAAAUGCAGGGUAUUAAAGCCUGUCUGGUCGCUAGGAUCCACAUCCACAUCAGCAGAUCACAGGAGCUCAGGUCUGUCAACAUGAAGCUGAUACUCUCCAUGUUCGUUGCGGCCGUCUUGCUCUCUGAUGUCGAAGCAGGCCGCUCGCUGGUGUUUCCUGAGGAGACCGCCAACAGCUUCGUAGAGCUGUUUCCCGCCAAGGAGCUCAGCCUGAACGCCUUCACGCUCUGCCUGAGGUUCGCCACGGAGCUCAAAGGGAAGCGUGAGGUCAUCCUCUUCGCCUACCGCACGCGGGACUUCGACGAACUCAACGUGUGGCGCGAGAAGGAUGGCAGGCUGUCCCUCUACCUGAGCGGACCGGGGGCUCUCUUUGAGGUUCCGGAGCUUGGACCGCUGGCGAACCACGUCUGUUUGACCUGGGAGUCGCUGACGGGGCGAACCACGAUGUACGUCAACGGCCGGAGUUCUGCGAGCCAGAUCUUCCAGAGGGGCCACAGGGUGCGGCCGGGGGGAAAGAUUAUCCUGGGCCAGGACCCCGACAACUUCCUUGGAGACUUCCAGGCCGAGCAGAGUUUUGUGGGAGAGAUCUUCGGGGUGAACAUGUGGGACUACGUUCUGCCUUCAGUCGCAAUUCAGCUGCUGUCCACUGGGGAAGAUUUCUCUGAUGCCAACGUCCUUGACUGGGCCACGGUGACUCUUAUGCCCACUGGGAGCGCUGUUGAGUACAAGUAAAGCUCCCUAGAUACAAGCCCCAGCCCUCAAACACUAGACUAAUAAAGCCACCGUGCAUCAUGA